Messenger RNA from Physcomitrium patens, 1579 nucleotides. Its product is annotated as tobamovirus multiplication protein 3. The record is from RefSeq and is a predicted model, not a curated record. NCBI's taxonomy places the organism in Eukaryota, Viridiplantae, Streptophyta, Bryopsida, Funariales, Funariaceae.
ACCAGCAGGGCGACUUUCUCCGUUCGGCUACACCGAGAGAGAGAGCCGCUCUCUUUUUUUGUAUCCGUGAUCGAUGUUGGUGUCGUCUGGUCUCACGGCAUCACCCCGCAUUCCGCUCUGGGGAUGUUUUGAGAUCGCUACCUGCGGAUUCCGGGUUUGAUGUGAGCCAAGGAGCGCUGGAUUUGACCCCAAUUCGAGUGCGGGAAGGGGCGGGGCGCAAUGGAGUCAGGGUUUGGUCUGUAUCUGGCGAUGCCGGUUGGCACUGUGACGGGCAUUGCGGAUUGGUGGCGUCGGGUGGACUCGUCCGUGCUCUGGCAGGAGCGCAUCUGGCUGGGACUGGCGAUUGCGUACGCUGUGAUCGCCGUGAUCGCGCUGGUGCAACUGAUACGGAUAAGGUUUCGCGCUCCAGAGUAUGGUUGGACUACACAGAAAGUCUUCCAUCUCUUGAAUUUCAUCGUUAAUGGAGUGCGCGCCGCAGUUUUUUGCUUCCGUGAGGAUGUGCAGGCAUUAUCUCCUGAGAUAUUGCAACACGUUCUUUUGGAUCUGCCGGGCAUAAUUUUCUUCACAACAUAUACUCUUCUGGUGCUUUUCUGGGCUGAAAUCUAUCACCAGGCUCGAAGCCUCCCAACCGACAGACUUCGACCGAUGUUUCUCAUCAUAAAUGCCGCAAUCUAUUUGAGUCAGGUUUUCAUCUGGGGCUACUUGUGGUAUACUCCAAGCUCUCUUAUGCUGACUGUGGCAAAGAUUUUCUUUGCAGUUGUUUCGCUUGUGGCCGCGCUGGGAUUCAUAAUAUAUGGUGGAAGGCUGUUCCUCAUGUUGAGGCGGUUCCCUAUCGAAUCGAAGGGCCGCCGAAAGAAACUUCGCGAGGUUGGGUGUGUGACGGCUAUUUGUUUCAUAUGCUUCACCAUCAGAUCUUUCAUCAUGGCGUUCUCGGUAUUCAACAAAGCAAUGGAUUUGGACGUUCUGUACCAUCCAAUCUUGAACGGCAUAUACUACACGGUUGUGGAGAUCAUUCCAUCAGCUCUUGUUCUGUUUAUUUUGCGGAAGUUGCCACCGAAGCGGCCGCCUGGGCAGUACCAUCCGAUCCGGUGAAGAAGGGCGGUGGUGUGAAGGAGGUGGUGUAAAAAGGUGUGGCAAUGCGACUCCUGUUCACGAGCGGCACAUCGGCCGAAGGACUCGAUGGUCCAGGUUGGUGUCGUGUUAAGGAUGGUGAGAGGAAAGAGGCGUGGAGGGUACAUUCGAAGCAGUAGUGGUCGAAAGCUUGCUACAAGGGUGUGGGUACGAGGGACGGCGUGGGUGCCGUGGGUGUAGGGAUGUAAUGGAGAUGGGCAUUGAUAGGACGGAGGUACAAGUAUAGUGCGGAGUGAGUAGUGUUUGGAGGGUGUGAAAUUAUGGACUCGAGUGCUCUUUGAAACUGUGUUCACUUUGUUAACACGACAUGAAGGCUUGAUAGAACAGGUUGUAACGUGGUAAUUUGUGAUAUUCUGUUGAUUGAAGCUGGAACUUUGUCCAGAUGUUUUUUUGCUUUGGUGAGAACCUAAGCUUAAAUUUGUCAAAUUUGUCAGAGUUUGUUGGUUCA